GCAUAGUCAUAAUAUAUUACUACCAACCUAACCCCGUCAUCUCAUCUCAUCAUAACCCACAAAAGUCCUCUCUUGACUUCUCUCUCUCUCUCUCUGAAUUCUUCUUUACCUUCUCCAUUUCAUCUUCUCAACCUCGUUCAUCUGCUUUCAUUUCAUCCAAUUUCUUAAGAUUAAAAUUGAAUUCGCUCUGAUUCAAAUCAACCAGGUCACAUUCCAAGCUCAUUUGAAUUACUUCAUACUGUCAUGACUUGUUUUUCUUUCUUAUUUGGUAAGAAAGUGUCUUCUGAUAUAAGACGAGAUCCUGAAAUUGAUCAAGGACUUUCCGGUAUUCGAAUAAAAGUUUAUACCUACAAAGAACUCAAAAAUGCCUCUGACAAUUUCAGUCCGGCUAAUAAAAUCGGAGAGGGUGGUUUUGGUUCUGUCUAUAAGGGAGUACUAAAAGGUGGGAAGUUAGCUGCUAUUAAAGUUCUUUCAACUGAAUCAAAGCAAGGAGUGAAGGAAUUCUUGACCGAGAUUAAUGUCAUUUCAGAAAUACAGCAUGAAAAUUUGGUUAUACUAUAUGGUUGUUGCGUGGAAGGAGAUCACCGAAUAUUAGUCUACAAUUACCUCGAGAACAAUAGCCUUGCACAAACCCUUCUAGCUGGAGGUCACAGUAAUAUCUACUUCGAUUGGCAAACGCGAUGUAAGAUAUGUAUUGGAGUUGCACGCGGACUUGCCUUUCUCCAUGAAGAAGUAACGCCGCAUAUUGUUCACAGAGAUAUAAAAGCAAGCAAUAUUCUCCUUGACAAAGACCUUAUACCUAAGAUUUCGGAUUUUGGUCUUGCAAAGCUUAUUCCAUCAUAUAUGACUCAUGUCAGCACACGCGUAGCAGGAACAAUAGGCUAUUUGGCACCAGAGUAUGCGAUAAGGGGGCAGUUGACUCGUAAAGCAGAUAUUUACAGUUUUGGCGUCCUACUUAUAGAGAUAGUCAGUGGGAGAUCUAACACAAAUGUCAGAUUACCAGUUGCAGAUCAAUAUAUUCUAGAAACGACAUGGGAGCUUUACGAGCGAAACGAAUUGGUACAGUUGGUAGACAUAUCACUAAACGGGGGUUUCGAUCCUGUGGAGGCUUGUAAAAUUCUGAAGAUUGCCCUUCUUUGUACUCAGGACACUCCUAAGCUCCGGCCAACCAUGUCUUCUGUUGUCAAAAUGCUCACCGGAGAAAUUGAUAUUAACGAAAGUAAAAUAACAAAACCGGGGUUGAUUUCAGAUGUUAUGGAUCUUAAAGUUAGAGGAGCUAAGAAAAAUAAAGAUAUAGAGAGUACAUCUUCAUACAAUGCUUCCUCUGGCUCAGAUAGCCAGGGUACUACUACUACUACUGUGUCAUUGGCUGCUUCUUCAAGUACUGCAACAACUUCAACCUUCACUAUAAAACAUGAUAAAAGCAUGUAACAUCACUACUAGCCUUCAGUUAUUUUCUCAUUGAUAUAAGAUUUUUUAUUUAUUGAGGUUUGUUAUCUCAUGUAAAUUUGUUAUCAAUUCCAUAAUUUUAUGUGUAAAAUUUAUUUGGUAAGGUGCCACUAGGAAGUUUUGUAAAAUGUACUAUGUUGUAGAGAAAUGCUAGCAACACUCUCUUUUGAACACUCUCUCAAACACUUCCUAUCUUAUUGGUUGAAAUAUGUGUGGGUCCUACUACUUUAUGUGGGACCUAUUUUCAAAGUGAGAGGCCCAUACAUGUAUCAACCAAUAAAAAAGUGAGUGCUUAAGAGAGUGUUCAAAAGAGAGUGUUGUUAGCACUCCUCCUAUGUUGUAACCUUUUUCUAUAAAGAUUACAAAUGAAAUUGAUGAUGUUUUUUUAUUCUCUAAAAAGUAAGAG
Messenger RNA from Vicia villosa (hairy vetch), 1855 nucleotides. RefSeq names its product cold-responsive protein kinase 1-like. Bases 244 to 1431 code for a protein of 395 amino acids. Lineage: Eukaryota; Viridiplantae; Streptophyta; Magnoliopsida; Fabales; Fabaceae. Gene Ontology annotation, biological process: protein phosphorylation. The record is from RefSeq and is a predicted model, not a curated record. The transcript is spliced from 7 exons. Gene Ontology annotation, molecular function: ATP binding; protein kinase activity.